AUGGAAACAACUAAGGAAGCUCCAGAAGUACCUUCUUUGCAAAAAAGAAAAGCAAGACAAAGAAAUAGGAGGAAAAGUGAUCAAAAGGAUAGUGAUCCAGCUCGUAAGCAAUCUGAGGAAGGUCAUGGAAACAACCAAGGAGGUUCCAGAAGUACCUUCUUUGCAAAAAAGAAAAGCAAGAAAAAAAGAAAGAGAAAUAGUCGACAGGAUAGUGAUCCAGCUCAUAAGCAGUCUGAGGAAGGUGGCUUGCCAAGUACAUAUAAUUUGAAUAAUGUGUCAACUGUAUGUUUAUCAGAUGAAAAGAACAAGGAACUGGUUUGUUUAGCAGAUAAUUGUGAAACAAAACUUGUGAACAAGGGCAUGGAAACAAUGAAGAAAGCUCCAGAAAUACCUUCUUUGCAAAAAAGAAAAGCAAGACGAAGAAAAAGGAGAAAUAAUCAACAGGAUAGUGAUCAAUCUCAUAAGCAGGCUGAGGAAGGUGGCUUGCUGAGUACCUAUAAUUUGAAAAAUGUGUCAACUGUAUGUAUAUCAGAUGAAAGAAACAGAGAAGUAGUUUUUUUAUCAGAUAAUGGUGAAACUAAACUUGAGAACAAGGGCAGGGAAACAACCAAGGAGGCUCUAGAAGUACCUUCUUUGCCUAAAAGAAAAGCAAGACAAAGCAACCGGAGGAUAAACAAUCAACGGGAUAGUGAACCAGCUCAUAAGCAGGAUGAGGAAUGUGGCUUGCCAAGCAAUGAUAAUUUGAAUAAUGUGUCAACUGUAUGUUUAUCAGAUGAAAGAAACAGAGAAGUGGUUUUUUUAUCAGAUAGGGGUGAAAUAAAACUUGCAAACAAAGGCACGGAAACAACCAAGGAGGAUCCAGAAGUACCACCUUUGCAAAAAAGAAAAGCAAGACGAAGAAACAGGAGAAGAAAUGAUCAGCAGGAUAGUGAUCAAGCUCAUAAACAGGCUGAGGAAGGUAGCUUGCCAAGUACUUAUAGUUUGAAUUAUGUGUCAACUGUAUCUUUAUCAGAUGAAAGAAAGAGGGAAGCAGCUCUUUUAUCGGAUAAUGUUGAAGCAAAACUUGUUUCUCUUGCUAUUUGUGACAAAGAGAAUGUUCCCUCUGAGACUUUAUCUCGCUUACUGGACCUGAGGGGACUUUGGGAAAAAGACGAUGCUGAACUUCCAUGGGAUAAGGGAGAUUAUAGUGAAUCGAAUACACUGUUAUUGGAUGAUUCUCCUUACAAAGCGUUGCUUAAUCCUGCGCAUACUGCAAUCUUCCCUUAUCCAUACCACUUUCAGAAUAGGAAUGAUAAUUCUUUAGGUGCUGGAGGUGAUCUAAGGGUUUAUCUGGAAGAAUUGGCAGCAGCUGAUAAUGUGCAGGAAUUUGUAGAACACCACCCAUUUGGUCAACAAGCUAUCUCUGAAAGAAGUGCAAAUUGGGGCUUCUACCUCAAGGCUAUAAGAUCAGUGUGUCCUGUACAAGUUAUAAGAUGA
Molecule: messenger RNA, 1476 nt
Organism: Dovyalis caffra
Lineage: Eukaryota; Viridiplantae; Streptophyta; Magnoliopsida; Malpighiales; Salicaceae
Source: the annotation of a GenBank genome assembly